AUGUCUGAAAAGAAAGAAGAUUUGUUUAAACCAGUUGGUGAAGCUGCUGAAGAAGUCGAACAUGAAAAUGAUACUGGUGUCACUUUAACUGGUGCUGAAGAUUCUAUGGGACAUCCAGUUCAAGAAAUUGAAUCUCUUUGUAUGAACUGUCAUGAAAAUGGUACUACCAGAUUAUUAUUAACUACUAUUCCAUAUUUCAGAGAAAUCGUUUUAAUGUCAUUUGAGUGUCCACAUUGUGGUUUUAAGAACUCUGAAAUUCAACCAGCAUCUCAAAUUGAAGAAAAAGGCUCCAAAUAUCUUUUGAAAGUCGAAAGUCGUGAAGAUUUUAACAGACAAGUUAUUAAAUCCGAAAGUGCCACAUGUAAAUUCAUUGAAUUAGAUAUUGAAAUCCCAGCAAAGAGAGGUCAAUUAACCACUGUAGAAGGUCUUUUGAGUGAAAUGAUCGAAGAUCUAGAAAGUGAUCAAGAAACUAGAAAAUCUAUCGACGAAAAUCUAUAUAAUCAAAUAGAUGCAGUUAUUAAAAAAAUCAAAUCAUAUAUCAAUUGUGAACCAAACACUGUUCCAUUAACAUUCAUUGUUGAUGAUCCAGCAGGUAAUUCAUGGAUUGAAUAUAAGCCGGGCGAACCACAACAUAAAUGGUCUCAUACUCAAUAUAUUAGAUCAGAUGAAGAUAAUGUUGCCGUCGGUAUCAUAACUAGAGAUCAAUUAGAAGAACGUCGUCAAGCUAAAUUAAAAGAAUUAUCUAAACGUGAAAGAAAUAAAUCUGAAGCUACAGAAAAUAAAACUCAAUUUUUAUCAGAUGAAACAGAUAUUGAAAAUUUCAAUAAUGAAGUCCAAACUUUCAAAGGUGGUUGUCCAUCUUGUACAAAAGAAUGUGAAACUCAUAUGAAACCAGUUAAUAUUCCACAUUUCAAAGAAGUUAUUAUCAUGUCAACCAAAUGUGAGAACUGUGGUUACAAAUCUAAUGAAGUUAAAACCGGUGGGGCCAUUCCAGAGAAAGGAAGAAAGAUUACUUUAUUCUGUGAUGACGCAGCUGAUUUGUCUCGUGAUAUCUUAAAGAGUGAGACCUGUUCAAUGGUCGUUCCAGAAUUAAACUUAGAUAUUCAAGAAGGUACAUUAGGUGGUCGUUUUACCACAUUAGAAGGUUUAUUAAGACAAGUUUAUGAAGAAUUAGAAGCCCGUGUUUUCAGUCAAACUUCUGAUUCUAUGGAUGAAGAAACUAAAAAACGUUGGAUGGAUUUCUUUGCCAAAUUAAAAGAAGCCAUUGCAGGUAAAUUGAACUUUACCGUCAUCAUGACUGAUCCAUUGGCCGGUUCAUACAUUCAAAAUGUUUACGCUCCAGAUGAAGAUCCAAACAUGAAAAUCGAAGAUUUCGUAAGAACUGAUAGACAAAACGAAGAUUUAGGGUUGACUAAUAUGGAAGUCUAA
Molecule: messenger RNA, 1428 nt
Organism: Henningerozyma blattae CBS 6284
Lineage: Eukaryota; Fungi; Ascomycota; Saccharomycetes; Saccharomycetales; Saccharomycetaceae
Gene: ZPR1
Product: zinc finger-containing protein ZPR1
Exons: 1
Coding region: 1-1428 (475 amino acids)
Cellular component (GO): nucleus; cytoplasm
Molecular function (GO): zinc ion binding
Source: RefSeq, a predicted model, not a curated record